Rhagoletis zephyria (snowberry fruit fly) is the source of this 2213-nucleotide messenger RNA. RefSeq names its product head involution defective (gene hid). Lineage: Eukaryota; Metazoa; Arthropoda; Insecta; Diptera; Tephritidae. The record is from RefSeq and is a predicted model, not a curated record.
ACGAAGCGAGUAAGACGUGUUUGUUGGUUGGUGGUUAACACUUUAACACUUUUAUUGUGAACACUGUGCUGUACGCCAAAGCGCCAACAUAACAACAACAACUUCGCAACGAACAAACAAGCAACCAUAAAGUGCAUACGUACGUGCGCGCGUGUAUGGGUGUGUUUUGUAUGCGUAAAGUUCGCGGACUUGUAAAAGUUGAACAGUGCCAAAAAAUUAAGAACACAACAAUAACAACAAAGAAUAAACACAAAACCAUUUAAAGACGUUUUAAGUGCUUCUAGUUAAUUAUAUAAAAAAAAAUCCGAGUGCAUAAAUAGGAAGAUUGGUGAAAAAUUGUUUCGAAUUGUAUUUUUCGAAAAAAAUAAAUUGUAACCAAAACAAAACAAAACCUACUAAGAAACAACUUUUUGAAUUCAAAAUUAAAAACGUGACAUUAUUUCACAACUGCACGCAAAUGUAACAAACAACUUGCCAUGAAGCGCGAAAGUUGAUGAAAAUUUUACAUAAGAAUUUGAAAAGGUGAAAGGUACGUACAUAAAAACAAUCCCGCAUUACCGAAAAACUAAAACAAAACAACAACAGUCAGCAUACAUAUUUCCAUAACGACACUUUUGCGCGCACAAACCUGCCCGUGUGCAAGAUCAUACGUGCCUACCCUUAACAGCGCUAAUCUCCAACACCCACCCACCCACUCUGAUUGCUGCGCAGCGCAACGUCGUCGUUUAGCGUCGUGUGAGUACGUGUGUGUGUGUGUGCAGCAGGUGUGUGCGCAUCGCGCACAAACAGCAUAACAGCAAGCACAAAAAAACAACAACAUUUGACACAACAAAAGAUAAAGCGCGAAAAAACUUCAAAGUGCAACGAAAACAAUUUUUAAAAAGACAGCCAAAGCCAAAAACAAACAAAUAGCAAAAAACUCUGAGCCGCAAAAGGCAAAAAGUAAAAUAAAAACAUAUAUUAAAUCACAAAAUAAAAUUAUGGCUGUUGUCUUUUAUAUGCCCGAGGCGGGAGCCGAUGACUCUGCAUCGAGUGGCGGUCACGGCAGUGCGGGCAGCGGCAGCGCCGCCUCAUCGACAUCACAAUCGCCAAAUACGACCACAUCGGCCACACAAACGCCCAUGCAGAGUCCGCUGUUGACGAGUCCGCACAUUGUGAUGGCCCUCUGCGAGGCGGUCUAUCAAUCGUGGAACACUCAACGGAUGUUACUCAAGCAUCACAUUUGCGUCCAAUGCAGAGGUAUUGAAAAAUGUAUGUCGCAGAGAAAUUCAGAACUUUUACCAUAUACGCCAGCCUUCCAAUAUCCACCUCCAGCCAGUCCAUGCUGCCAUGUGCACAGCCCCUCGCCAUUUACCGCAGGCAGUGCCGGCGGCGGCGGUGGCGAAGUAUUCUUUCCACACAACCGCAGCACACCACGUACCCCACGCACCAGUGUUAGUUUCGCGGCCGGUGAGGAAACCGCAUUCUUCCGCCAUCACAAUAUCAGUGGCGGUUGCAGUAGCAGCGCCCCACACCUGCAGCCACCACAAUCGGCACCACCAAUGCCACCCAGUAGUCAUGCCAGUGCGCAUAGUCAAACAGCGCCACAACAAUACCAGCAAUAUUCAUAUCCACACUAUCAGUAUACACCACCACCGACGCCGCUUACAGCCAAUGCCAGCACCAGCACAAGCACCUGCACCGGCACCGGCAAUAUGUUCGGUUCAACGGAGGCGACAACGCAUCAGCGCACUUGUGUAGCGUCGACGUCAACAUCGACGCCGUCCUGUAGUUCGAAGGGACAUGCGCGAUUGCAUCGCAGCUUCUCAGAUGCACAGAAGCGCUCGCGUCGCACAUCAACCGCAAAUGAUGAUGAACGCGAGUGUCAUAGUGAGCAUGAAACCAGCUGGGAUGAGUUCGAUGAUCGUUAUGAAAAUUUUACAGCAGGCCGUGAACGUUUACAGGAAUUCAAUGGGCGAAUACCGCCGCGUAAGAAGAAAAAGGAUGUGCCAAAAUCGAAGUCAGAAAAGAAGCAAUUCAAAUCCUUCAUCUGGCCAACUGUCGUCACAGUAAUCGUUGUAGCAAUGGGUUGUGGCUUCCUUGUGGCGCGAUGAGUGCCCAAAAUGUGAAGCAGCCGCAGCAUCAGCGUCAGCCGCAAUACUUACUUACAAUUAGAAUGAAAAAGCAGCAGAAAAGCAAUGCAUACAAAAAUAAUUAUUUACAAUGAAAAAAUA